Molecule: messenger RNA, 1596 nt
Organism: Chrysoperla carnea
Lineage: Eukaryota; Metazoa; Arthropoda; Insecta; Neuroptera; Chrysopidae
Product: zinc finger protein 33A-like
Exons: 2
Coding region: 52-1356 (434 amino acids)
Biological process (GO): regulation of transcription by RNA polymerase II
Cellular component (GO): nucleus
Molecular function (GO): DNA-binding transcription factor activity, RNA polymerase II-specific; zinc ion binding; RNA polymerase II transcription regulatory region sequence-specific DNA binding
Source: RefSeq, a predicted model, not a curated record
UUUAAUGGUAAAUAUUAUAAAUGAUUUUUAUAUAAUUAAUAAAUAAUCAUUAUGAGCCAAACAUUAACAUUAAAAGAUUUUGAUACAAUUUGCCGGAUUUGUUUAUCGUCAAAAGAUCCGGCAAUUUUAUUUUGGAACAUGGAAAUAAUACACAUGUUAGAGGCAUGCUCUUCUAUACAAGAAUCAAUGGACGAAAAAUUUCCUAAGCACAUUUGCACCACUUGUUACAACCAAUUAAAAAUAAGUUUCGAAUUCCAACAACAAUACAUGAUAUCAUUACAAAUCUUAACCGAUAUUGUUCUAAAAUCGGAAUCAAACAAAACCGAAUCAAUCAAAAAUGAAACAGACGAUGAUGAAAUAAAGUAUGAUAUAACCGAAAAUUAUUCAUCAUUACCACUCGAAGUAGACAUCAUUAAAACAGAAGAAGAAAAAACUGAAGAAAAAUCUGACGAAAAAGUAUUACGGAAAAGACUACCGCGUACCGUAAAUGAAAAGAAAACAAUAGAUAACACAUCAGAUAACGAAUUUCUAAACGAUGACGACGAUGUAGAUUCUUCAUCCUCCGAAUCGAAUUGUAAUGAAAACGCUGAACCUGAACAACAACCUGAAAAGAAGAAGAUAAGAAGAAAACGAUCAACAAAUUUGGUAAGCAGCGCAGAUGAACAAACCGAAUGGAUUUGUGAUAUUUGUGGGAGAAAAUUUUCAAAAAAAGUCUAUAUGAAAAAACAUCAAGUGUUGCAUUCAGAUGCUCGACCAUUUGAAUGUUAUAUUUGUCACAAGACAUUCAAAUUAAAAUGGAGUAUGAAAGAACACGUUAAAACACAACAUACGGAACGUGAUAAACGUGUUAUGUGUCCGAUAUGUGGUCAAUUAAUACUACCGAAAAGUGUUACAUAUCAUAAGAACAAACAUAAAGAGAAUAAGGAGAAAUUUAAAUGUCAAUUAUGUGAUAAAGAAUACACACAAAAAUCCGGUUUACAAAUGCACAUAAACGAAAAACAUUCGGAUAAUGUUAAAAUAUAUUAUUGUGAUAUAUGUAGUAAAGGAUUCGUGGCAAAGGGUUCAUUGCGUAUACAUAAAAAAUUCACACAUACGAAAGAGAAAAAUCAAACAUGUCCGAUAUGUGGAAAAAGUUAUAAGAAAGUUAGUGAUGUAAAUGCGCAUGUUAAUGCAGUACAUAAGAAUUUAAAACCGCAUGCGUGUUCUAUUUGUAGCAAGGCAUUUUAUUCAAAAUCGUUAUUAAAUAAACAUAUGAUUUGUCAUACAGGCGAACGGCCAUUUACAUGUACAAUUUGUGGAAAAUCGUUUGGAUUUAAAAGUGUUUUAACGACACAUAUGAGAGUUCAUUCUAAAUAGUAUUAAGUAUUCGCUUUUAAGAUAGUUCCCAAAAAAAAAAGUUUGACACUGUUAGAAAAAAAAUCUUAAAACAUGUUAGAAUCAAAAAAUCAUGUGUGGCCUCUCACGCUAUCGAAAAUGAUUAUAAAAUCGACAAAUCUAAUUUAAAACUUUUAAAAUCAGUACCCAAUCCUAGCGAAUUAGAUGCCCAUGAAAGCUUUGGAAAUCAAUUGGGGGAAAAUCUCGGGAAACUUUUUAAAA